Molecule: messenger RNA, 2645 nt
Organism: Gasterosteus aculeatus aculeatus (three-spined stickleback)
Lineage: Eukaryota; Metazoa; Chordata; Actinopteri; Perciformes; Gasterosteidae
Gene: rab26
Product: RAB26, member RAS oncogene family
Molecular function (GO): GTP binding; GTPase activity
Source: RefSeq, a predicted model, not a curated record
AAACCAUCAAGCCUCCACGCGCUCCCAACAUCACAGCACGAGGGAGGGAGGAGCGAGGGCUGUUUACGUUGUCAUCCAGCCGCACCACGGGGACAACAGCUGUUUCGCGCUCGAGCCAGUAUCUGCCCGUCUCCGCUUUACGCACAGCCAUGAUUUUGACGCACAGGUGAACUUAUUUCGCCUCGACCACAACUCCGCGAGGAAAAGGAGCCCUUUCGUUCAAAACUGUCCUCCUCUGAACCGCUCGCAGCCGAACGGGUCGUCGCAGCCAUGUCCAGGAAGAAGGCGGCGAAAGGCAAAGGGAGCUCCAGGAGCCCCAAGGCGUCGCCGGGCGGCGGGAGGACGGCCAAAGGUCUGGCCGCCGCCGCCGCUCCGUCUUCCGGACUGGUUUAUCCCAGCAGACCGUCCAUCAGCAACAGCGGGGAGUUCUACGACAUCGCCUUCAAGGUGAUGCUGGUGGGGGAUUCUGGUGUUGGGAAGACCUGCCUGCUGGUUCGCUUCAAAGAUGGAGCCUUUCUAGCCGGCAGCUUCAUCUCCACUGUGGGCAUCGACUUCAGGAACAAAGUAAUGAGCAUUGAUGCGGUGAAGGUCAAACUCCAGAUCUGGGACACCGCUGGACAGGAGCGUUUCCGCAGCGUCACACAUGCUUACUACCGCGAUGCCAACGCUCUCCUCCUUCUCUAUGACGUCACCAACAAAGCGUCCUUCGACAACAUCCGGGAACGUGCUGAGGUGGUCCGUGUGUGGGAUGCAGGUACGUCUGGUUUGGCGAAGCCUUGGGAGGAGCUGGAAGGCGUUGGUGGGGAGAGGGAUGUCUUGGCAGCUUUGGGUGUCGGCAGUGCUGUAGUGGUAAAAUUAGAGGCCUGGCUGACAGAGAUCCACGAGUACGCCCAGCAGGACGUGGUCGUCAUGCUGCUGGGCAACAAGGUUGACUCCACACAUGACAGGAUGGUGAAGCGAGAGGAGGGAGAGAAACUGGCCAAGGAGUUCGGAGUGCCCUUCAUGGAGACGAGUUCUAAGUCUGGACUGAAUGUGGAUCUGGCCUUCACUGCAGUGGCCAAAGAACUGAAGCACAGGACCAUGAAGGAGCCCGAUGAGCCAAAGUUUCAGCUGCAGCAGUACGUCGACAAAGAAAUGAGGACUGCUGGCUGCUGUCGCUCGUAGAACAGAGAGGGAAGGAGAGACCCCCAUGCUCUCUCCUGACCCACCUGUCCUCUGCAACUGUGAAUGUAAUAUAACUUGGACACUUGCUUGCACAUACACAUGCAUGUACACACACGUGGUUAUGUUUUACGCCAACGUUACAGCUCGUUCAAUUCCUUUGUUUCCAUGGGUGUGAUGUACAUAUUUUAAAUGUGAUUUUCAUUUUGUGCCCUGCAGCUUUGUAGUUUGUAAACGGCUGUCUUAUUGGAACCUGAAGAAUGACACAAAGAUGUUAAAUAUAAAAUCAAUCUGAAAUGAAUAGAUCAUAUCUGUACAGAUAAACUAUUGCACCUAAUGUAAGCUACCAAGUGUUUGUGUACAGGAAGCGGUUUUAAUACUUGUGAACAAGUCAUACACAAAUGGAAUUUAUUUGGAGCUCUUUACCUUUUAUACACAGAUUGUUACAAUCAAAUUUAGAACUGUCAUGUGAAACAUUUUGACAUUAAGAUCCUCCCUCAGUCAUUUUAGACGAUAUUAAAAUGCAAAGAGACGGACCGUGUUGUACAGAUUCACCCUUUUUGAAUGUUAUCAGUCCAUGACAUCACCACGAGCAGCUGAGCAUCAUCAACAGUGUCCUGCUUCAGACGGACUCAAUGAGAAACUCACUUCUGCUGUUAGAUUUGAGUCAACCAUGAGAAGGUGAGACAACUAAAGUAUCACGCGUGAGAAAAGUACCCCUUACUCCUCCUGCUUCUUUAGGGGCUGAUAAUAUUCAAAGUGGAUCCAUGCUUCAUUUCAAGAAAUAAAAACAGGUUCUUUUGUUUCCUAGAAAUCACUUCUAGCAUCGUCAUGAAAACGGGAGAUAGAAGUACAGGAGACGAAUCAUUUAUUUUGGGAUCUUCUUUUAUAACCAACCGGGCUUGACAAAAAAGUCAUUGUUUAUCGUUCAUUUAUGAAUUUGGAAACAGAGCUUGGGUGGAACAAAUCCAUAUUUAAAGGCCACUUCCCGCAUGAUCUUUUUUGUAGCUCUGCAUCACAUUUGAAUGCUGACAAAAUAAAGAUAAAACAAACGAGAACAGCGACUAUGCAAAGUGCCAGUCUUGUCCAUUUCAAUCAAGAUCACAAAAUGACAAAAAGUGAGUAGUGUUUAGAGCCAUUGAAAGCGAGAGGAAGGGUUGAAUGCACAUGUGAUAGCUUACCUGUUUAGAGAUGCACUGAUCCUUCUCGGCUCUUUGCUGUCUUACGGCAUUCUACAGGCUUUUUCAUCCUCUUUAGUGUGACGUGUUUUAUUCCAUGCUUACAUUGAUAAUAUAAAUUGCAUCAAGAAAUAUUCAAAAUACAACCAAAUUUGCUUUCAAGGAGGGGUUACACUGAAUGAUGAUUUCAACUAUCAACCAGUAGUUAUUGAUUAGAGUAAACUUGUUAUCUGUAUCUUGUAUCUUCACUGAAAUGGUUUGUAUCAAUCUCCUGUGUUCCCAAAUAAAGAAUCAGUUAACCGUGAA